AUGAAUCAUGCCGAAAUUCAACUUCUCAAACGAAAAUUUGAUAUGUUGCCAAGUUGUCAAAUCUACAAAGAUUAUGAAAUCACAGACGACACAUUGCUGGAGAUAAAACCACUUUCAAAAAAAGUCGGAGACGUCUACGACGUCGAUGAAGACUUUGAUGAAGGGUUUCUGACUCAACCAAAACUCGUUGAGGAAAACAAAACAGAAGAUACGGAGAUCCUCGACUCGCCGUUCAAAAAAGAUAACAAAACGUUCUCAACUAUUUCAGACAAAAUCCUGUUGGAACCAGUCAAAUAUACACAACGUACAAAGGCGAAUACAAUGUCUGCAUUUGUUACUUCAACGGAUGGGAAAGCUCAACCACUUACUAAUUCUAUAUUACCUCCCCAACAAAACUCUAUCUUCAAUAUUAAUCAACAAAACACACCUUUGUCCGCACAAAACUAUUUCACAACUUCUACUAAUAAUAGUAUGGAUACGACUAACAUAUUACAACAUAAUAAUGUACCACUCUUCACUCAAAAAACUAUACCACUCCAAAAAGUCGAAAAGACUGAGAAAACGGCUACAGUACCUGCACAUCAAUCACCUUUGCAAGAAGGCCAAUUGAAACAAAAACUCACAAAACCAAGAAGAUCAAAAACGGAAAGAAUGAACAAAUUGGAGUUCUCAUCUCCAAAGUCUUUGCCAAAGAAAAAGUCGGAAUCACCAAGCAAAGCGCAAAAAGGAAAACGAAAAAGCGCGCAACAAUUUUCGCCAAUCCAAAUGUCAUCAACAACACCACAAAUGAAAGUAACUUCCCUCAACGUCCCCAUACAAACAGAUUUAAUUGACGUUGAUGAUGUCGAUAAAAACUCUGUGAUUGUGAAUGAUAAUGGAACAGUUGAAGCUAUUGACAUUGAUGAAAUUAAUAAAUUCAAUCAAAUUGAAGAUGAUAGAGCAAAUGAUUUGACUGAAUUACUUGGGGAAGAGAUCCACACUUCUAUGAUUAACUGA
Messenger RNA from Entamoeba invadens IP1, 996 nucleotides. RefSeq lists its product as hypothetical. The coding region runs from base 1 to 996 and encodes 331 amino acids. The transcript has a single exon. The record is from RefSeq and is a predicted model, not a curated record. Lineage: Eukaryota; Evosea; Mastigamoebida; Endamoebidae.